Messenger RNA from Vollenhovia emeryi, 1398 nucleotides. RefSeq names its product lipoma HMGIC fusion partner-like 2 protein. The coding region runs from base 340 to 999 and encodes 219 amino acids. The transcript has 5 exons. Gene Ontology annotation, cellular component: membrane. The record is from RefSeq and is a predicted model, not a curated record. NCBI's taxonomy places the organism in Eukaryota, Metazoa, Arthropoda, Insecta, Hymenoptera, Formicidae.
GCACGGCGGCUGACAAGUUCGCGUCUCGUUGCGCCGCUCCGGCGAGCGCCGCGCGUUCUUCAGUCGUGCCCCGCGCGUCCAGCGAGCCGCACGCGAGGCGGAUUAUGCGCGCGUCUCGGGUCCGCGAUUGAACGCGAUCCGGCGAGGAAUCGCGCGUGCAUCUCGUCGAAGCUCAAGUGCACAGCCUUCGGUACUCGACACGCUGAAUCACGAGACGUGGCUCGUCGAUGAGACGCCGCUCUUGCCCGGAAACCGUGCUGGAUCGAACGCGGAAGAGGAGCGGCGGAAAACACGGUCGAGCGUUUUAAGUAUGGCAUAGGAAACCAAUCGGUCGGCAGUAUGUGCUAUGUGAUAGUCACUGGACGCAGCCUGCUAUGGACGCUCUUGUCUUUGGCAGCGUUGAUGGCAGUUUUAUCGGGCCUUAUCACUCCGAGAUGGCUCGUGGGACCGCCGACGAUUAAGGACACAAGAAACGACACGGAACCGUACACGCCGACCGUCGGGAUCUUCAAUCGCUGCACGAGAUUAUACGGCAGGAAGCACUGCGCCAAUUUCAACGUCGACGGCUUCGCGACGGACUCCAACGUCUUCCCGGGAUGCUGGAAGGCGGCCCUGUUCUUCCUGUCCGCGGGCCUGGCGACGAUGUCGGUGACCGUGAUAGCCGCCCUGCUCGGAUGCUGCGUGCAGAGCAUCGGCCGCAAGAGCAUCUUCAAUCUGGCGGGAGUGGCGCAAGCCGUUGCCGGAAUACUGUAUCUUUUCGGGAUGAUCCUCUAUCCCGCCGGCUGGGGUGCCGAGAGAGUGCAGAGGAUCUGCGGUCCUGAGUCCGACGCCUUCUACCUUGCUAACUGCAGUCUCGGAUGGGCGUUUUAUAGCGCGGCACUCGGCGUCGCUCUCACCUUCGUCUGCGCCGCCUUGAGCGGACAGGCGGAGAAGUCGACGGCCAGCGACAAGGUCCAAGACAAAAUGAACGAAGGAAAGACCCUAAUAUGCUUAGCCUGAGCAUGCAAAUAAAAUCAGCGAGGGGUCCGGCCACGCCGGUAACGGGUGCCACGGUGCGAAGCGUCGAAAUGGGAUACUCGAGGAGGACCAGAAAUGCAACCAGAAAUAUUCACCUCGUUGUGUUCAUAGCGCGGCAGAACCGAGACGAGAGUUUUGUCGGCGGACGAAAAUUGUUGCACGAUCCGAAUAAUUUAUUGCGGGCUCGGGGAGGGGAAUGGACGUUUCGCCGAAUGUCAUACGCGACGCAUUGUACGCACGAAGAUUAAGUAUCGGAUGUACUUACCGUCUUCCCACACUUACCGCCGCAAUUUAUACCGACGCCUACGGUGUUCGCGGAGAAUUCCUGUUUUGUAUCUUAUACAUGUGUUUUUAUAUGUCAAAAUAAAAUGUAAAGUAAAA